AAACCGAUCUUUUGAAUCAGACACCCCGCGGCACGUGCCACCUCAAUAUUUCGCCGGAAAACUCUUUCUUUUAUAAAUCUUUAUCUCCUCUUUUUCACAUUAGGAUUUAGGACAUCUGACUUUCAAAUUUAUUUAUUAGCAACAAAAAUAAAACAAAUCCAACAGACCAACACAGAUCUAACACUUUGCACUCUGCUAAAGCCACUCUUCCAUAAAAUAAAAAACUAAAACAAAAAAACAAAGGCAAUUUUUUUUAAAAUUUCCCCUUUCUCUCGAAACCCUAACCCUAAUUUAAUGCAAUUGUUGUAGAUUUCGAUGAUUCAUGUUUACUGUACAUAGAGAAAGAAAUUCAAGAAGAGAGAGAAAGUAGCUUCCACUUCACAUGAUUUUUGAGGAAAGCAAUUAGCUUUUUUAUUUUUUUUUUUAUUAUUAUUUUAAAUUUUUUUCUGGUAAUUUAACGUUGGUAUUUAUUUUUUUUCCUGUAUUUAAAAUCAAAGCUUGUAGUUUUAAUUGAUUUUGCAAUCUUUUUAUUACUAUUUUUAUUUAUUUAAAUUCCCUUUUUUCAAUUUUUGUUGGUGUUCAAUGGUGGUAAUAAUUUCAUAUCUAUAUCUAUAUUUUUUCUAAAAAUAGAAAUAAAUUUUGAUGAAUUUGUUGAUUUCGAAUUUUCAAUUGUAGUAGAGAACCCAAAAUUUUGUAAAUCUUACAAAAUUUGAGCUAAUUUAAUCUUGGAUUUAAUAUAAUGGGGGCGGUGACAUCGACAAUGGCGGCGAAAUUCGCGUUCUUUCCGCCUGACCCACCCUCGUAUAAGGUGGUGAUGGAGGAAGGGACAGGGAAGAUGAAGAUGAGUGAAGUGGUGGAGAGAGAAAAUGCAGAUGUAUUGAAGCUAAGUACAAAAAAAGGGAAUGAAAUUGUGGCAGUUUUCAUGAGAAAUCCAAUGGCAAAACUCACUGUUCUUUAUUCUCAUGGUAAUGCUGCUGAUUUGGGACAGAUGUAUGAGCUUUUUGGGGAGCUCAGUAUUCACCUCAGAGUCAAUUUGAUGGGAUAUGAUUAUUCUGGGUAUGGACAGUCUACAGGCAAGCCGAAUGAGCAGAAUACUUAUGCAGACAUAGAGGCUGCAUAUAGAUGUCUUGUGGAAAGAUAUGGAGUGAAGGAGGAAGAUGUUAUAUUAUACGGGCAAUCUGUUGGAAGUGGGCCUACAUUAGAUUUAGCUACUCGAUUACCAAAAUUAAGAGCUGUUGUGCUUCAUAGCCCAAUUAUGUCUGGCUUACGGGUUAUGUAUCCAGUAAAGAGGUCAUAUUGGUUUGACAUAUAUAAGAAUAUUGACAAAAUACCGUUGGUCAGUUGCCCUGUUUUAGUAAUUCAUGGGACAUCUGAUGAUGUGGUUGAUUGGUCUCAUGGCAAGCAACUGUGGGAGAAUUGUAAAGAAAAGUAUGAGCCAUUAUGGGUUAAAGGUGGAAAUCACUGUGACUUGGAGCUUUAUCCAGAGUACAUAAAACAUCUUAAAAAGUUCAUAUCUGUUGUUGAGAAAUCACCACAAUUAAGAAGCGGAUCUGGAUUGAGUUCUGAACGAUUAGAUCAUCCACGGAGGAGCAGCACAGAUUGUCGAGAUAAUAAAUCAAGAUCGAGUGCUGAUCAAAGAGAGAUGCCUAGAGCAAGUAUGGACCAGAAAGAAAAACCCAGGAAAAGCUUAGAUUUAAGAGACAAGUCAAGAACCAGUACCGACAAGAGAGAAAAAUUGAGGAAGAGUUUAGAUCUUCCUGAUAAAGCAAAUAACUCUAUUGAACGGCCUGAUAAAGCUCGGAAUAGUGUUGAUAGAUUUGGAGGGAUGAUAAGAUCUGUGGGAUUGUGCAAUAUUGAUUGUUUUAGGCCUUCAGCCACAGGGUAAUGGAGAACGGAAGAGGCCAGUCCACGAACUGAGAUUGUAAUUUUAUCUUUCUUUUAUAUAUUUGAUAGUGUUGUGGGGGUUUGGGAUUGUUUUUCCUCAUCUUUAAGAGAAAUAACAGUAUCUUGUUGAUCCUGAGGCAAAUUGUCUACUGCAUGUCAGUUUUUUAUCUGCCGGGAUCAAUGACGAUCACCUUGUUGUGUCUUCCUUGUCCAGUUGUGUAUGCUGAGCAAAGGCAGGAGUUGUUUGUACAAUGCUCUUGCUUUCUCUCAUGUAAAUAUACUAAUUAAAAAGCUUUGUCCUAUAUUAGUUCUGACAAAUCAUAUUCUGUCAAAGUUUGUAAGUCUAGUCUCAAAUGUUUGAUUCUUCAAUCUUCCUGGUAUUUGUUACUC
Messenger RNA from Chenopodium quinoa (quinoa), 2274 nucleotides. Its product is annotated as protein ABHD17B-like. NCBI's taxonomy places the organism in Eukaryota, Viridiplantae, Streptophyta, Magnoliopsida, Caryophyllales, Amaranthaceae. The coding region runs from base 740 to 1885 and encodes 381 amino acids. The transcript has 6 exons. The record is from RefSeq and is a predicted model, not a curated record.